AUGAGCCAGGGUGCCGAAGAACCAGCAGGUGAAGCUUCCAAUAUCCCUGUCGAUUUGCAAGAAAGAUAUUCGCAUUGGAAGAAGAACACUAAACUCCUUUAUGAUUACCUGAAUACAAAUUCGACGAAGUGGCCUUCUCUAACAUGCCAAUUCUUUCCUGAUUUAGACACCACGUUGGAUGAGCAUCGGAUCUUAUUAUCCUCAUUUACGUCUUCUCAAAAACCCGAAGACGAGACUAUUUAUAUUAGCAAAAUAUCCACUUUAGGUCAUAUAAAAUGGUCAUCUCUAAAUAACUUCGACAUGGACGAAAUGGAAUUCAAACCAGAAAACUCAACCAGACUACCCCCAAGUCACUUGGUCGAUGAUAUCAGCAUUUUCUUCCCAAAUGGAGAUUGUAAUAGAGCAAGAUAUUUACCACAAAAUCCAGAUAUCAUAGCAGGCGCAUCUUCAGAUGGUGCGAUCUAUAUUUUCGAUAGAACGAAACAUGGAUCCACUAGAAUAAGGCAGUCCAAAAAUUCGCAUCCGUUUGAGGCCAAGCUAUUCGGCUCGCAUGGAGUCAUUCAAGACGUGGAGGCCAUGGAUACUUCCUCGGCAGACGCAAAUGAAGCCACAUCAUUGGCCUGGAACCUACAGCAGGAAGCACUCCUACUGUCUUCCCAUUCCAACGGUCAAGUUCAGAUUUGGGACAUUAAACAAUAUUCACAUGAGAAUCCUCUAAUAGAUACACCCUUAGUAUCAAUAGAGAGCGAUGCGAGCGGUGUGAAUGAUGUAACGUGGAUGCCAACACAUGAUUCACUAUUUGCUGCUUGCACUGAAGGAAAUGUUGUUUCGUUAUUGGAUCUAAGGACCAAGAAGGAGAAGCUAAGGAGCAACUGUCAAAACCACACAGGUGGCGUAAAUUCCUGUAAGUUUAAUUACAGGAACUCUCUAGUAUUAGCAUCUGCAGAUUCAAGCGGAAGACUAAAUUUGUGGGAUAUUAGAAAAAUGAACGAAAGCCCAAUCACUACCAUGGAACAUGGUGCUUCCAUUUCCACUUUGGAGUGGAAUCCAAAUUUCAGUACGGUGUUGGCUACAGCUGGCCAAGAGGAUGGGCUAGUUAAGCUAUGGGAUACUGCCCGCGAAGAGACUAUAUUUACACACGGUGGCCACAUGCUUGGAGUAAAUGAUGUCUCGUGGGAUGUGCAUGAUCCGUGGUUAAUGUGCAGUGUGGCAAACGAUAAUUCGGUUCAGAUUUGGAAACCUGCGGAAAACCUCGUGGGACAAGAACAACCUUAA
Messenger RNA from Saccharomyces eubayanus, 1275 nucleotides. RefSeq names its product Msi1p (gene MSI1). The coding region runs from base 1 to 1275 and encodes 424 amino acids. Gene Ontology annotation, molecular function: histone binding. The transcript has a single exon. NCBI's taxonomy places the organism in Eukaryota, Fungi, Ascomycota, Saccharomycetes, Saccharomycetales, Saccharomycetaceae. Gene Ontology annotation, cellular component: Rpd3L complex; Rpd3L-Expanded complex; nucleus. Gene Ontology annotation, biological process: regulation of gene expression. The record is from RefSeq and is a predicted model, not a curated record.